AUGUCAGAAGAGGUAGACGGGUGCACUCAGAGAAAUACCAGUAAAAGGUGGCAGUCGCGAAUUCAACGAUGGUCAGUUCUCGCCAUUUGCUGGUUCUCAUAUAUUUUUUAUCGCGGCUGUGUUGUUGGGCAGAUUAAGUACGAUCCGAAGAAAGCAAAAAUGAUAAUACAACAUCGAAAUAUUUGGACCAAACGGAUUGCUUUGUGCAUAAAGAUGUUCGGACUUUCCCUAGACUUGUUCUUGAUUGAAACUAUAUUUUCGGCUGUUAGACCUUUCACUGCAAGAGACAAAAGUCUGCGAUAUAUAAGUCAACUUUUUAAUAAGCUGGUGCUUGCGAUUGCAUUGCAAUUAUCGCUUUGGAAUACUUCUCGUCUAUAUUUGUGGCUGAGCAGCUUGUCCUGGAAUCGAUCCUUUGUGGCUGCUGUGAACGAUGUGAUCCACGUAGUAAUUCUGGUGGAUGACAUUUUUGGACCACUCUUCUUAGAGUAUCUCCCUCUACUGAUCCUUUACAUACUUCAGUUGCAUUUAACUCUGCUGCAGAUUUUUAGUUACACUUACGUGAUAUCGGUGUUAAACAUCCUGCUGCUGGAGUUGUUUUACAACGUAUAUGUGGCCUAUCAGUUACUGCUGCUUUCUUGUAUCGCUGCUUUCAAUUGCUUCUUGAAGAGCUACUUGCAGGAGCAAACACCGAGUAGAAGGCAACGACUGAAGCUCAUUCGGUUAUUUCGAUUGUAUGCCAAAAUCAGCAACGGACACCAGGACAUCAAAGUUCUGUGGCUUCCAGUGGCCAGCAUGCUUUUCUCCAACAUUGUAGAGCUAGUGGUCCAUUGGUCUUCCAUCAUCGGCUGCAUUUUGUUUAGUCACCAACUGAAUUUAGUUGAAAAGUGGGGUUUUAUAUUCUGGAAACACCUGGGCCCAGGACUGGCGCCCUUGUUGAGGAUUCUAUUCGUUGGACUAUGCAACGAUCGGUUGCAGCAGAUGUUGAACUUCCUGAACUUGCAGCUCUUGAUCGUCAAUUUAAACCAACCCAAUGAACUGGAGGAGACAUUUUGUUACGAAAUCAAGAAGCUGCAAACCUGCUUUGAUGUACAGUUAAGGGCACAACCCAUAAGAAACCAGAUAAUGAGUGAUCAUCAAGUUUGCGGCUGUGCUUUCGUCUUGGAUUUCUUCUUCUGUACCAUUCUGAAUUCCGUAAGCUGCGUUCAGUACGAAAUUUCAAGUGGCAGCGGUUUUCGUGGAGGCUAA
Molecule: messenger RNA, 1245 nt
Organism: Drosophila takahashii
Lineage: Eukaryota; Metazoa; Arthropoda; Insecta; Diptera; Drosophilidae
Product: Gustatory receptor-like 36a
Source: RefSeq, a predicted model, not a curated record